AUGACUGCUGGGCUGGGCUGGGCACCGUUUGUCUGGGUCGGCCUCGUUUUUGCAAGCCAGUGGGAUUGGACACAAAUCCUUGCCCCCAGAUUUGAUUCAAAGGCGGUAUCCCUUUUUUUGGUGUCUUCGCUUCGCCUGUCACCGAUGAUCAAAAACUCUAGAACAUUAUUAUUACUAUCUCGCCUAAGCAGCUCAUGUCUCUCUUCGGAACCGGAAGCUCAGGCCGAACUAUUGAGCUCGCAAUCCAGACUCCAUCUCCAGUCAUGGAUGGUCCUCUACUACGCUACUACCAAUAAGAUGUCUUCUUUACUUGCUGAGGCCAGUAACUCGGGUUAG
This is a messenger RNA of Fusarium graminearum PH-1, 336 nucleotides long. RefSeq lists its product as uncharacterized. The coding region runs from base 1 to 336 and encodes 111 amino acids. The record is from RefSeq and is a predicted model, not a curated record. Lineage: Eukaryota; Fungi; Ascomycota; Sordariomycetes; Hypocreales; Nectriaceae. The transcript has 2 exons.